AUGUUGACAUCGAUAAAUCCAUAUGAAAUAAUUGAAUUUUACUAUGUUCGUUAUUUUUGUUUGACUCUGUUAAUUUUUGGAACAUUUGGUAAUAUAGUUAAUAUUUGUAUAUUUACAUGUUCAAAAUUUCGUUCAGUUUCGUGUUCAUGGUAUUUUUUAAUUGGUACAUUUGAAAAUUUCAUUGCACUUUAUAUUGGAUGUCUUACACGUUUCCUAUCAACAUUUAAUAUUAAUCCUACAACACCAUUAUCAGCUUCUCUAUAUUGUAAAUUUCGAUCAUAUUUUACCUAUGGAAGUUUAUCUACAUCAAUUUGGCUUAUUAUUGGAGCAUGUAUUGAUCGAUGGGCAUCAAGUUCUUCAAAUGUUCAAAUAAGAUCAAUAAGCACUAUUAAAAUGGCGAAACGAAUUCUCCAUCUUAUUUACAGUCCAAUAUUAUAUUCUUAUAACGGUUCAUAUCAAUUGCCAUCAUCAGAUUGUAUUACACUUACUCCAAUAUGGCAAUUAUAUAUUAGUGCUGGUUUUUUUCUUACUUAUUCAUUUUUACCCUGUUGUCUCAUGUUAAUAUUUGGUUUAAUGACAAUUGAAAAUGUUCGAACAAGUCGACGACGUAUAGCACAAAUACAAAAUACGAGGAAAACAUCAAUACAAAUGGCUUUUAUGCUUUUUAUGCAAGUUAUUUGUUCGAUUAUUAUUUCAUUACCAAUUUCUUUACAAAGUAUGUACAAUGUUUUAACAAGAAAUGAUUACAAAUCAAUCGAACAACAACAAUUGGAGAAUUUUCUCAAUACUCUAUUUGUAACGUUUACAUUUAUGAAUAGCGCAAUAUCAUUCUAUAUAUUUACAUUGACAGGAAAAAUAUUUCGAAAAGAAUUAAAGAAAUUUUUAUGUUAG
Adineta ricciae is the source of this 891-nucleotide messenger RNA. NCBI's taxonomy places the organism in Eukaryota, Metazoa, Rotifera, Eurotatoria, Adinetida, Adinetidae. The record is from the annotation of a GenBank genome assembly.